AUGGCUAUUAAACGAAAAGAUUUUCUAAAGACUUCAUCAACAAUAUUAGAAUUUUUAUUAAAAUUACCAGAUGAGGAAACAAGUUCACGUUUGAGAGAUACAUUAUUGCAUGCGUUACAUUUUUUACAACAAUAUUAUUUAAUAUUACAAAAACGUGAUAAAGAACAAAAACCGUUACAAUGGACAAUUGAACGUGGUCUAAGUCCGUUGACACCAUUUCGUGAAGCACCGGACAAAUUUGAAUGGCAAUGGAUAGCAGUUGAUUCGAAUAAAGUCAAACAAACAAUACCUAAACAUUCAUUAAAUAAUUUUCAAACUUUAUCACCAAUUAUGUUAGCUGUUCGAGAGGGUGAUUUACGUUAUGUUAAAGAAUUAUUAAAUGAUAAUUUGGAUUUAAUAUCGAGAGUAGAUUCAUUUGGUAGAGAUUUAUUGACUUAUGCUGUCCAAUAUAAUCAAAUAGCUAUAUUAAAAUAUUUAUUAGAAAAACAGGCAAAUGUUAAUACAUUGGCGAAUGAUGGAUCGACAUGUUUACAUCGGGCGUGUUAUGGUGAUGGAACACAUUGCAACAUUGAGAUCGUACGAUUAUUAUUAGAACAUAAUGCUGAUCAUUCGAUAUUAGAUAUACAUUUACGUUCACCAUUACAUUGGUCAGUAUUAACAGAAAAUAUUGAUUGUUUAAAAUUAUUAAUUGAUUAUAAAACAAAUAUACAUAUUAAAGAUAUUGAUGGCAUGACUCCAGCUAUGUGGGCCUGUCAUCUCGAUAAAUUUGAUCAUUUUCAAGAAUUAUCUCAUCAUGAUAGUGAUGUGGAAGAAAGAGAUAAUGAUGAUCGAACAUGGAUUCAUUAUAGUGUAAGAAAAACUGAACCUUUAGAAUGUUUGAAAUCAUUAUUAUCACCAGAAACAGUGUUAUUAAGAGAUAAUGAAGGUCGAACUUGUCUACAUGUUGCUGCUGAACAAGGUUCUCUGUUAGCAUGUCGUCUAAUAUUUGAUAUGGGUGAAAAAAUUUCCAAUAAAACUUAUGUUCAUGAAGUUGACAAUCAAAAGCAAACUCCUCUUCAUAUUGCCACUAAACAUGGACAUGCACGUGUUCUCAAAGAACUUUUAGAUCAUGGAGCUGAUCCUCAUGUAAGAGAUAUUCAUGGCAUAUCUUCUUUAGACUAUGCCCUCAAUCGUGGACUUUAUUUUUGUCGUAGUGUAUUUGAAGUUUAUCUACGUGAUAAACGUGGUUUAAUGAGUCCACGAGAUAGUCGUCCAUCGACAACACGUAGUUUUGGUAAUGAAACAUCACGCGAUACUUUUGUUAAUGUUGCUCCAUCGCCACCUAUAAAUGGACAUGCAAAUUUUAUACGUCGAUCAUCACGUACUUCAAAAGAUUCACUUUCAUUUUCACAAACAUCUUUCACACGUCCUCCUUUACCAAACGCAAAAAAAUCCACUGAUCUUUCAUCAACCUAUCCAUCAGUUACAUCAUUCAAUCGAGAUGAACAACAACAAGAUUAUCAUGAUGAGAAAGAUUAUCCAACAACAAAACAACAACGUAUAACAUCAGCUAGAAGUACAGACAGUAGUAUACAGCCACCACCUCCCGUUAAACCACGUAAAGGUUCCACACCAACAUCGAUAAAUUUUGUGAAAGAACAGCAACAGCAAACACACUCUCGAAAACAUAAAGAUGUCAUAGUUCAUUCGGAUGAUGAUCCAGAUAGUUUAGAAGGACAAGGCAGAAAUAGUGAUGAAUUAUUAUCGGACUAUGAUGAUUCAAAUAAUAAGAAAGAUCGACGAAAGAUGUUAGUAAAAAAGUCACAUCAAAACGGACGAUCAAACUAUAUUAAGAGGCAACAAAUGAAUGACGAACAACGCUUUCAGAAUGGAAAGGAUGAUGGUUUUGAUUCACAAGGUGAACAUGAACGUCCAACAUCACGUCUAUCUGUUCGCAACGGAGAUGAAAAAAUAAUUAUAUCGCCAACGUUUAACGGCGUUACUAGACGAAAUAAACAGUCAAAUUUAAAUAGUAAUAAUAAUAAUAAUAAUUCAAACAAUCGACAUUCGAUGUAUGAUGAUUACCGAUUUCUAGAUGAAUCAGUGAUACAACAACAAAGUCGAGUAUUAUCACCUCAACAAUUAAAAACUUCACCAUCUAAACAACGCAAAGAAUUUCCUGCGCCUGUCUCAAAUCGUAUUGGUUCUGGUGGUAAUCAGGCUAUUGGUGGUUCAUUAUAUUUACAACAUCUCACAUCAGCUACGAAUCGAUUAAAAUCGGGCUCUAAAUCAAGUUCGACAGAGAGCAUUCCCACACUCGAUUUAACUGUUGCUGGACAAAAGGUUUUUCGUACAAAAAAUAAUACUGAACAAUAUCUGAGUAAUUCUUUACCAUCCACAAACACAUUACGACCGCCAAGCGGCAGAUUAAAACCAUUAAAUACUCAAACGAAUGAUAAACGUAUCAAUUCAAAAUAUAAUAUCGAUGAUUCACCACGUACGCUCGAAGACGUAACAAAUAAUACAUCAUCGGCAAAAUAUGUACAUAGUCCAACAAAUUCGGCUCAUUCAUCAUCGUCAAAAAGUCAUUUAUAUAAGAAGAAAUUAGCACCGUUAAAUAGUGAUACAAUGAAAAAAUUGACAAAUACAAAUCGUAUGUUUAAUGAUAAACAGAAUCAGCAAUAUAUUGACGGUGAUGAUAUAAAUUCGGACACUGAAGAUAUUAGUGGUCAACAACAAAAAUCAUCUUCUAUUUCGAGUGAAACAGGAUCAAAACGGUCAACAAUACAUGUAUAUCAUUGA
Molecule: messenger RNA, 2781 nt
Organism: Didymodactylos carnosus
Lineage: Eukaryota; Metazoa; Rotifera; Eurotatoria; Philodinida; Philodinidae
Source: the annotation of a GenBank genome assembly